AUGUGGCGCCGAGCACGGCCAUGUGGCGCCGAGCGUUUGGAGAAGGGCGGCUUCGGACUGUGCCAUCCCUUCGGAGCCGACGCGGAUCUUCGUGAGGAACCGUGUCACUGGGCGGAGUCCGCUGCGGAGCCGCAGCUGAAGACGGCCUUUGAGAUGCGCUCCGAGAGGCAUAUCAAGGCCAAGGAGCUUUGCUCCGGUCUUUUGAAGUUCGGUGGCCUCUACUGCGCUGAGCAGCUCCGCGAGCUCUUGAACAAGAUGGAAGAGAGCCUCGAGGGGGAAAAGAUCGUUCCGGUGCAGUUCUACGAGUUCUUGGUGUGCUGCCGGCGAUUGCAGGACAUGGUGCUGAACUCAGCCAUGGAGGAGUUCGAUAAUUUGGAUGCAGAUGAGGAUGGCAUUAUUGAGGGCGAAGAACUUCGAGAAUUCUGCAAACCCUUGGGCUUCACGCUCUCCAACGAUGAAUGGGAAGAGCUUCUUGAAGAGCAGGAGGUCUCCCCAGACGAUGACAUCGACUUCGAGGGAGCCUGGAACUUUUUGAAAGGCCCAGUGCUUUCAUCCUUGUGCGGAUUGCUCAACGGUUGGACGGAUAGAAGACGGAGCUUCGCUUCGCGCACCGGGCCCAUGGGGAAUUUAUUGGUGGAAACGUGUGCAGAGGAAGAAUGGCUUCACUCAAACGGAGCAGGAGGAGUUGGACGAAGCCUUUCAUCGCUUCAGCGAUGA
Durusdinium trenchii is the source of this 717-nucleotide messenger RNA. NCBI's taxonomy places the organism in Eukaryota, Dinophyceae, Suessiales, Symbiodiniaceae. The record is from the annotation of a GenBank genome assembly.